Molecule: messenger RNA, 3259 nt
Organism: Puntigrus tetrazona (Sumatra barb)
Lineage: Eukaryota; Metazoa; Chordata; Actinopteri; Cypriniformes; Cyprinidae
Gene: creld1a
Product: protein disulfide isomerase CRELD1
Exons: 7
Coding region: 456-1166 (236 amino acids)
Molecular function (GO): calcium ion binding
Source: RefSeq, a predicted model, not a curated record
GUUACUUUUCUCCGCGCUGGAAUCCCGAAACCAUUGUAUUUGCAUACGCGUAAAGUGCAUUUAAAAAUAUACAGUACUCGGGGAGUAGACUGCAGGUCAUUUGUAUUUGUAAAUGCGGACAUCUACUCGCGCGCUAGGCAGACCGAGCAACUCGGCGAGACUACUAUGGCGAAGACUUUCUCUUAAUAAUCACAGACUAGCCCGUCAUCAUGUAAAGACGUCACCUGUACCUUAUUAAUGUUCAUGAGUAAAACUGUACGUUUACCAGUCGAUGCUGAAAUAUCACAUGCAGUGUUCAUGAAGCAAACCUUUACCAUAGUAGCAUUUGUGACUUUCCCUUCUAACUGCGCACAGGUUUAGCGUCCUAAACUAAACUAAACUACUGACCAUCACUAUGCAUUUUUAAACUUUGUGGAAAGUGUGCGUUUGAAGCACUCGGCGUUAGUGUGAGAGUGAUGUCACCCUCACGGAUGUACUUCCUGUCGGCUGUGCUCUGCGUGGCCAUUUUUCAUCCAAUAUCGGGUCAGAACUGCUCAGAGCGCUGUAAAGCCUGCGGGGGCCCAGAGAAAGACCAGUGCCUUCAGUGCCUCGCAGGAUUCGUCCUGCAUGACAACCUGUGUGUGGAUAUCGACGAAUGCGGUACUGAUCUGGAACGGUGUCCCGACAACACAUACUGCUUCAACACCCACGGCUCCUAUGAAUGCAAAGGAUGCGAUAAGGCCUGUGUUGGUUGUAUGGGUGGAGGACCUAACCGCUGUAAGAAAUGCGCCGCUGGUUAUAGAUCAUCAGGCGUGAGAUGCAUAGAUAUAGAUGAGUGCUCCGAGGAGGUGUUGGCCUGUCCGGGGGUCAGUAUGUUCUGUGUGAAUACAAAGGGCUCUUUUCACUGUCAGUGUGCGGUGGGUUACACACACAGAGGUGACACCUGUGAGAAGAGCCAGACAACAGCGUCUGAAGAAAAGGGUUUUUUUGACGACAUUCAGGAGGAUGAAAUUGAGGUUCUGCAGCAGAUGGUCUUCGGUGUUGUUUUGUGUGCAUUGGCCACUUUGGCGGCUAAAGGGGACUUGGUGUUCACCUCCAUCUUUAUGGGGGCAUUGGCAGCCAUGGCCGGUUACUGGCUCUCUGAUAAAAGCGACCGAUUGAUAGAUUCCAUCUUGAAGGGGAGAUAAAUGCAAGGUUUACUACUUUUGAACUGGGCCAUCUCCUACACCAUAAGAUGAACCAAACUUUUGAACAGUUGCCUACGGAACAGCAGUGUACAACGUAUUUUUAUGAGGACAAACACUCUUUGCACUUCGACUAAUAAACUUUUAUUUGCUUUUAAAUGAAACAGAGCAUAUCUCAGAAAGAAAGUCACUUUUAUUUAAUGGAUAUAAACAAGCCGACUGACACUCAAGAAUAGUUUGGGGGGGAGGAGGGGUACAACACAUACAAUAGCAAAUAUCAGGGUUUGAGGUUGAGGACUUUAAAAACAUCGAACAUGACACAGAUUUCACACCGAACACCCCAGUCGCGCCUGCUAGGCCCUCGCGCCGCCAAUAUUCUCCAACACACGCGCAGCAUUCACACCCCGUUACAAUCUUAUUUGCAUACACAGACACAAUCAUGCAAGCAUAUCCCACACUCUUUUAGCGCCUCAGAUCUGCACCCCGAAAACAUGCGAACGCUUUUAAUUAGUUGCACGGGCAAUCCACUGGCAGUGGGCGGGAAGAUGUGGGUGAGGACACACCAUUCUCAAACACAUUACACCAUCAUGAUGCCAAUGCGUCUCAUCGGUGACGACUGGUGCACCAUGGGAAAAUGAACCCCACGUUCACACGGUAUCAUUCGGCAUGCUGACACUCACAUUGGACUUGUUUGCACUGCUGUACAGGAAAAGAACAGGAAACUAAUUUCAUGUACAAAUCUUACAGUCCCAAACUGACAUAUUCAAAAAAGCAUGAACCAUAAAAAAAACAUAACAUAAAUAAAUAUCUUAAAAAAGUAAAAACAAUGUCUUUUUUUUUUUGUUUGUUUUUAAGAAGUAUUAUACUAUUUCUUUUCUGGCAUUUGUCACAGUGGUUUGUAUCAUCCAGAGGUUUGCAUUUUUUGACAUCGUGAAAUAAAAGAAACAAUGCAACUGGCACACAACAAAUAUAAAUAUAGAGAGAAAUCUUCACUUUUGUUCUCUUUAUUUCGGGCCUUUGCUCAAACCAGAGGCCCGUUGACAUACGUCGUAGUUUUAAAGACCCUACCGGGCUGAAUCUUCUUUCUUUCUUUCGUUAUUAAUUAUUUCUGCGUAGAGAUCUAUUAGACUUUAGUCUAAUAUUAGUCUUCACCACAGCCCAGAGUUGGCACAUAAUGUACAUAAUCAUGCAUCAUCACCACGUAAGUCAACAUUUCUCUUUUUUCUUUGUUCUAUAUAAUAUAUCUCUUCCGAAGGCAGGAGAUCUCCCCCUACUUCAAGUAUUCAAUAAUAAAAGGUCCUGAAGGUGGAGGACUGCAAUAUAUCUGACGUCUUUUUUGUCCUUAUAGUACAAUUAUAGACUUGCACAAGAGACAGACAGACAGACAUAACACAUUAAUAUUAGAACAGCAGAUCAAACACUCUUCUAGUGUUUGAAACCGAGUCAGAAACAUCCAGUAUUCACAUGGUGGACAUAUUCUGGAUCAGUGUUUAUCAGUCACAAUAGUUAAAGAAACGUAAUAAUAUUCUAGAGCACAGCGACAACGAUGCGCUCACGCCAUGACAGAAUUACCGCAAUUUUUUUCAGACUUCCAUCUUGCUAAUAGUGACAUAUUUUUAUAAUGACCAAAAUCGUAAACGUUAAAUCAACUGCAUUACAUGAUCAGUGUGCAUUAACGAAGCAUUUGCGAUCGGAAAAGAAUCUUUUAAAUGCUGUAAUUUUGGCAUUGCGUGAGCACAGAACUGAAACAUAUAUACGAUUUUUGAAGUGAUGUGACCGCGCAUGAACAACGAGAAGGUGAAACGCAACAUGGCAGCACAGACGGGUCAUUUAACAGUCAGAUCUUGGCUAUGCUUUGGGCUUUGCCAAAGUCCUAACGUGAAUUCCACGAUUACAGACAACAGCAGUGAAAUGACACAAGACAAUGCAAAACAACUGUUAACAUAUCCCAGCCUUCUCAGUGUGUUCCUCCACCUGAAACUAUGUUCAUGGUUCUUAAAGGCGUAGUCCAUCCUAAAGGGAAAAUUGUCAUUUACUCCACGUCAUGUCGUUCCAAACCUGUAUAAGUUACUUUCUUCUGCUGAACACAUAAGAUA